UUCACGCUUUGUGCUUUUAAUGAAUUCUGACCUUCAGUUGGGUGAAAGUGAGCGAAUGACAUUUCAAAAAUUAUUAUCCACUACGUGCCCAUACCUAAUUCUGUCGGCUGUGGAGCGGGCUAAGGCUCGCCAGCGGUUUUAGUCUGGUAAGGAUUUGCCCGUGAUUCGGCAUUCUGUAUGAAGACAGUGCGCCUUAUUGCACAUCACCGGCGCUGACAUUUGAGAGCAAGCCCCAGCCUAAUUUAUCCGUUUGAGAAGGGGGAGAAUCCGGCUGAGCGUCAGGUCUGUGUUGUUGGUGUGUCUGCCACCACCGAGGGACUCUGUGCCCGUGACCGACACCCCCGUGUGGGACGUACAGCGGGACGGCCGGCUAAAGUGUUUCACCGCAUCAACAGGCAGACCUUCCUGCCCUCCUAACUAAACUGCUUUUCAGCGGCGUCGGGAGGCGCUCGUCAGAUUUCCACGCACGUCAGCUCGGAGCGGCGCGCAGAUCCCGGCGCCUCGGGCGUGUGUUAACGGUGCAUAUGCAGGCGUACUGCUGAUAGGACAUCGCCACCUCCGUCAGAAUGCGCUGAUACUGCCGGUACGGCUCUGCUAGAUGUACAGACACACACGGAGCCAGGUGCACAGGGCGGCAGUUCACUCUGCGAGGAAUGCCGUCAAGACUGCUCUACACUAUAACUCAUACUGUAGGCGGCUUGCAAGGCAAGGAGCGCCUCCAAAUGUAGAAAUUGGCUGGUGCAAGAAACCUCCGUACCACCGCUGUUACCGGACCGCCCAACACUUCUGAAGAACGAUGAAGGCCCUGAACUCAUCUGAAGUAAAGGCUCAGGUCAAGACAGUCAUCGAUGACCUUGAGAAUGUCCUUGGCGAGCUGCGGGAGGUGGUGACAGAACUGCGGGGUAUCGUGGACCAAAUUGACACCAUCACGGCUCGGCUUGACAUCGAUGGGGAGGGGGAACCGCAGGCGCAAGAGACAAAUCCUUCCUCGAGCGCAAGAGAGCCCCCGAACGGCCGAGUUACGUCACCGCACCACUUCGAACUGGGGCAAACAGAACAUGCUGACCGUCGGGGGCAAACUCCGGGAGGCACGGCACACAACCAACAUCUUCUCAAUGGCGACUUGACUGCUGAACAAGAACACCAGAACAUUCAUACCGCACAGGCAUCUGCAAUCCCAAACCACUCGCCUAACCCAGUUAACACACAUGCACUUUCACAGACUACCACAAUCCGCCAAACUCAACAUGGAAGCCUUCUCAGGCGCCAUCGGGUUGGGGAAGACCACGUUAUCUCACCUUCGGUCGUGCGAGCGCUGACACUGGGUAGAGGCAUACCAAACGGACACGUCAAUACAUACCAGCGAGGUUUCAGUGUGGACCAAGCCAUUAGUCAGCGGGAUAGACAGACUCACGCAUCGACGCUUCCAAGGCAAAACCUCGGGCCUGGAGCUGCUGCAUCGCUCAAUGGUGAUAUCAGUGCGUCUCCCACGCGGUUUGGCACUUUCAGGGAUGGAUACAGCACCGGAAGCGGUCAGUCUCAAAGAAAGACGAAGCCCGCUCCUCCCCAACGAAGAAGCGCAACACUCGGUGACUACGCCGACUACAUGACGUUACCGGGGCGAGCCUCGGGAGAUAAUAGUAGACAGGCUAGGAAAGAAUCCUUUCGCAGCGCAAAAUCCCAGAACCUGGGGCGGGAAUUCGAAAGAAGACGGGAACGGUGUGACUCGGUGCCAGGGAGUGUUCUGAGAACUCACAGCACUAGCAGUGCCACAAGUACCAAAAAGGAAAAGAGGGUGGAGUUUAGGACAGACGACGUCGAUGGUUCAGGCAGGGCAGAGUUGACACGACAACACAGUCUAAAACAGAGGGAUUACGAGGCCAUACAGAGAGAGCGUUACGCGGGAAGAGACGCGGGAAGGGAGACAGCGGUCAGAACAGAGAACCCCCGCACACGGUGGAAGACAUGUCCACGGCCCAUGUCUGUCCCGACAAGCUGGGUGCAGGACGAGGAGGGUAGCUGGCACAGAAUUGCUCAGAAUUCUUUAGCCAGUGACUAUGGCAGCCUAGAAAGCUUCCGGUCAGGUGGAAACUACAGCAGUAUGGAAAGCUUCCGCUCCGAAUCACCUGGGGUGGCGACCAAGACCAUGGACAGCAGGCGGCCAGGCACCGCCCCAGGUAGAGAAGCUGCCCCACCUGGACCCAGUGCAGGAGUGGGCGGAGAUCCCACUGCAACUUACGCCACCAUCAACCGACAGGCAAGAUCGCAGUAUUCAACCGUCGCCUCUCCAAGUAAAGGUCAAUCUCGACAGGGGGGAAAAGGAAAAGAUAUUCUGAUGACAGAGCUGUGAGAUGACAAAUGGAGAGUACGCUUUAGCUUUUACAGAAAGCCUCUACCGUCUUCACAUGACAAAUCGGAAUUCAAUAUCAUCCAAACCGCACGCCUAUUUUCCAGAAACUGCUGCGACGGACUUUAAGUGGCCCUGUGUGCAGUUUGCUUACAAUAACGAAUUCAAUUUCACACCUAACGCCGACAAACGUCUUUUCAAUCGAUCUGCGGUCAGUGGUUUUCGUCUCCCUAAAUGCCUGAAAUGAAGGCAAGAGUAAAAGUUGGCUUUGCAAUCUAUCUGGAUGAACGCUGUCAAUAGCGAAGCAAUCUACAUUCAGCGCAGUAAGAAAAUUCACGAACUGCUGUCAGUCGUCAAUUGCUAUCAUCGCCGAUGCAGAACGCAUACCUUCCUGUGCCCUUCAUCGUUCUGCCCUCAUCAUUUCAUCUCGGCGGACUGGCGCACUGAUUCGCACGUCCACAGGGGACCCCAGAAAUCGAAACGUGAUUGUCACGAAAGAAGCACGAUGUGCAACACAGACACCGAUGUCUUUGAUUUACUCCGGGAUCAAAUUAAAGCCCGCCCGCAAGCAAGCUCGUCCAUCAUGAGAUGGGUCAUUCACAAGAUAGUACAUGGCCUCUUCUGGUCAGGCAGUGGAGAAAGGAUAUAUAACCUAGCACUUACAAUAAAUUAAGUCUACGCUAUGAAAUGUAUCCGUUAGAUAUGUUCCGCGAAGUAGAUUAUAGUAUUUCUCUGUGUUGUGAAGCUUGCAGCUGAUUAUUCGGCGUAAUAAAUCACCAUUCAUCACAAGCCAAUACCGGACCUUCAAUCUGAUCAAUGAGGCCGAGCAAAACGUUUUGCACCCGAGGAACUGACCCAGGAAAUUAGGUUCUGUGCCCUAGCGUGGGUUCGAUAUUAGAUUAUGUGUGGUGGGCAAAGUGCCCUUGGAUACUUCCUCUGCUAAUUUUGUGAAGUUGAACGAUGGACUUCUGGGUUGUGGAAACUUUUGGGAAUCGUCACAUGAU
Molecule: messenger RNA, 3351 nt
Organism: Branchiostoma floridae (Florida lancelet)
Lineage: Eukaryota; Metazoa; Chordata; Leptocardii; Amphioxiformes; Branchiostomatidae
Exons: 2
Coding region: 797-2350 (517 amino acids)
Source: RefSeq, a predicted model, not a curated record